AUGCAUGAAGCCACAGAACCAUCAAACGAUGAAAAAAUGGAAUCAGAACCUGGAAAAAAACUAGUGGCAGCUUCACCGGCCGUCAAAAGUUCCACCGAAAAAGUAGCGGAGGAUGAAAAUGAUGUUUUGCCUGCAGUAGAACCGGCUCAAAAAAUGAAAGAAGCUGAAUCGGAAUUCACUUCGCAACUGGAAACCGAACCUAAACUAGAAAUUAAAUUAGAUUCUGAGCAGGAGUCUAAAAUAGGACUCAAACAGGAAUUAGAACUGGAUUCUAAGUUGGAAGUCCAAACUAAAGCUAAGCUUGGCUCCGAACUGGAAAUGAAGAUUGCCCCUGAACCUGAAGUUAAAUCAAAAAAUGAUUCUGAACUUGAAUCUAAACCUGCGCCAGAUUUGAAAGCGGAGCCCAUUUCUGAAUCGCAACCUGAAUUUAAAUUAGACAUCAAACAGAAUCUCAAACUUGAAUCUCAGCUUGAACCCAAACCAGAUUUCAAAAAGGAGCUUGAUUUGAAACUUGAACUUGAAAAUAAACUGGAAACCGAGCCAGAUUUUGAAAGAUUGCCCGAGGCGAAACCUAUUCAGACAGUCAGUGCGGCGUUUAAAUCUGAGCUGGAGCCAGAGCUCAAACCAGAGCUUAAUCUCGAUGGUAAACUUGAACUCAAAACAGAGUUUGAGCCAACACCCCAACCUGAAGUUAACCAGAAGCGUAAAAUUACACCCAAAUCCCCAGCAAAACAGACAAUUCCAGCAAAUUUCUCCAAAACAGGAAUACAGUCGCCUACCAAAAUUCAAAAAUUGAGCAGACAACUGGAAUCUGACGAAAAUGUCAAGAAACACCGGGAAUCACUAGAAUCAAAGGUGGCCGCACAGAUGUCGCAGAAACUACCAAAUAAUUUUGAUGACGUUCGCGAAUCGUCGCAGUAA
Messenger RNA from Enterobius vermicularis (human pinworm), 921 nucleotides. The record is from the annotation of a GenBank genome assembly. Lineage: Eukaryota; Metazoa; Nematoda; Chromadorea; Rhabditida; Oxyuridae.